GCGGCGGGAGCGAGCGGAGCCGGACGGACUCACUAGGACAAACAUGAGGAGCGCGGCCAAGGCCUGGAGCCCAGUCAUCAAAGCGGGCAGCCAUGGGGCAGACCGCACGCGGCCCCUCCCGGCAGCCUCAUCGGGCAUGAAGAGCUCGAAGUCCUCCACCUCCCUGGCUUUCGAGUCCCGGCUCAGCAAGCUCAAGAGGGCCAGCAGCGAGGACAUGCUCAACAAACCGGGGAGUACGGCCGCUUCUGGGGGGGUUCGGCUGAAAAAGACUUCGACGGCCGGAGCCAUCUCCGAGCUUGCUGAGAGCCGCCUGAGGAGCAACCCAGGGGCCGUGACAACAGCCAAACGGACAGGCAUCCCAGCUCCUCGAGAACUUUCAGUCACCAUCUCCAGGGAGAGAACUGUGCCGCGCGGCCCCUCCAACCCCAGGAAGUCGGUGUCCAGCCCCACGUCUUCCAGCACCCCCACCCCGACGAAGCCCCUGAGGGCCACGUCGGCAAGACCCAAGCCCGAGAAUGAAGGCGGGGAAAAGGCGGUGCUCGAGGCCCAGGUUCGGGAACUCCUGGCCGAGGCCAAAGCGAAAGACAGCGAAAUCAACAGGCUCCGAAGCGAACUGAAGAAGUGCAAGGAGAAGAAGGCUCCGAGCGCUGGAGGAAGUGACCCUCCCGACGCAGAUGCCACUGGAACGCCCGUCUCCCCCAGUGACUCAGAGCCCUUGGUAAGAGCUCUCGAGGAGAAGAACAGGAAUUUUCAGAAGGAGCUCGCCGAUCUGGAGGAGGAAAACCGGGCCUUGAGGGAGAAACUGACUUAUCUGGAACAUUCCCCAAAUUCAGAGGGAGGCGCCAGUCCCGCCGGGGAGAGCAGCUGCCCCACGUCCUUAACCCAGGAGUCCAGCUUCGGAAGCCCGCCCGGCAAUCAGCUGCCGGGCGGAAUCGACGCGUAUCGGCUCCCCGUCCACGAGAAUGCACUGCGGCCGUCAGGCUCUUCCAGCAGCGACGUCACCAAAGCUUCCUUGUCCCCGGAUGCCUCGGAUUUCGAGCACAUCACGGCGGACACGCCCUCCAGGCCCCUGUCCUCCACCAGCAACCCCUUUAAGGGCUCCAAGUGCUCGACCACAGGCAGCUCCCCCAACAACGCGAGCGAGCUGUCCCUGGCUUCGCUCACGGAGAAGAUCCAGAAGAUGGAGGAAAACCACCACAGCACGGCCGAGGAGCUCCAGGCGACUUUGCAGGAACUGUCAGACCAGCAGCAGAUGGUGCAGGAGCUGACGGCCGAAAACGAGAAACUGGUGGACGAGAAGACGAUUCUAGAGACUUCCUUCCACCAGCAUCGGGAGAGGGCCGAGCAGCUGAGUCAGGAGAACGAGAAGCUGAUAACCCUCCUGCAGGAGCGAGUGAAGAGCCAGGAGCCCGCCGUUCACGAAGGGAAAAUCCUGGAGCUGGAGCAGAAGUGCGCGGAAGUGCUUGACCAGGGCCGCUUCGAAAGAGAGAAGCUGCUUAACAUCCAGCAGCAGCUGAGCUGCAGCCUCCGGAAGGUGGAGGAAGAGAACCAAGGAGCCCUGGAAGUGAUUAAACACCUCAAGGAAGAAAACGAAAAGCUGAACGGGGCUCUGGAGCUGGAACGGCGUAAUCACGGUGCGAUGGCCCAAACCCUGGAAGAGUGCAAAGCGACUCUGGAACGGCUGCAGGUUGAAAAUGGGUCUUUGAAGGCACAUUUGGAGAGUGAGAAGCAGAAAGCGAUGGAGACCAGUCCCGUGGGGCAGACGGCAGAGGCGCGUGAAGUUCAAGAGCUGUUGCGAGUCGCUCGAGCCGAGAAGGAUCAGCUGGAACUGUCUUGCACCGAGCUCAAGCAAGAAUUGCUAAAGGCCCAUGGUGAAGUUAAACAUGUUUCGAGCCGACUGGCCAAGGUGGAAAAGGAGUAUUCUUACUUGAAGGAGAUAUGUGAUUGUCAGGCAGAGCAGCUGAGCAGAACCAGCCUGAAACUGCAAGAGAAAGCGUCCGAGAGCGAUGCGGAGAUUAAAGACAUGAAGGAAACCAUAUUUGAACUGGAAGAUCAGGUGGAACAGCAUCGGGCCGUCAAGCUCCAUAACAACCAGCUCAUCAGUGAGCUAGAAAGCAACGUGAUGAAGCUGGAGGAACAGAAGUCAGACCUGGAAAGGCAGCUAAAGACGCUGACUAAGCAAAUAAAGGAGGAGACGGAGGAGUGGAGGCGGUUCCAGGCGGACCUGCAGACCGCGGUGGUGGUGGCCAACGACAUCAAGUGCGAGGCGCAGCAGGAGCUGCGCACCGUGAAGCGGAGGUUGCUGGAGGAAGAGGAGAAGAACGCGAGGCUGCAGAAGGAGCUGGGGGACAUGCAGGGCCACGGCAGACCUGUGAAUGAAGAGUCAGAGCCCUCCGAGGUCGAUGCUCCCGGCCGGUGGCACAGUGUCUAUGUGAACAGAACGUCCCCGACGCCUUCGGAAUCUGCAACCACCGUUAAGUCCCUCAUCAAGUCUUUUGACUUGGGACGUCCAGGUGGAGCUGGACAGAAUAUCUCUGUCCACAAAACCCCCAGAAGCCCCUUGAGUGGGAUUCCAGUGAGGACCACACCAGCUGCUGCCGUUUCUCCGAUGCAGAGACAUUCAACGUACAGCAGCGUUCGACCAGCCAGCAAAGGUGUGGCUCCGCGUUUGGAUCUUCCAGAACUUCCACUCUCAGAUCUUCUAAAGGGAAGGGGUGAGGACCUGAAACCGGACCCUUACCUCCGCAAGAGCCCCUCGCUCGAGUCUCUGAGCAGACCUCCUUCUCUGGGCUUCGGGAGCACAAGGCUGCUGAGCGCUUCCACGGGGGGCUUGAAACCACAAAGCAAACUCAGUGUGGAGAGAAGAGACCCUCUGGCUGCCUUGGCCCGGGAAUAUGGCGGCUCCAAGCGCAAUGCUCUCCUGAAAUGGUGUCAGAAGAAGACAGAAGGCUAUGCGAACAUCGAUAUCACCAAUUUCAGCAGCAGCUGGAGUGAUGGCUUGGCCUUCUGUGCUCUGCUCCACACCUACCUGCCUGCCCACAUCCCAUAUCAGGAGCUGAACAGCCAGGAGAAAAAAAGGAAUCUCUUGUUGGCAUUUGAAGCCGCUGAAAGUGUAGGCAUCAAACCCAGCCUGGAGCUCAGUGAGAUGCUCUACACCGACCGGCCCGACUGGCAGAGCGUGAUGCAGUACGUGGCCCAGAUCUACAAGUACUUCGAGACGUAAACCCGUGAGGGUCCCCAGAGGGUCCCCAGAGCAGCCACCCGCCGCCCGGUCACUCUGCCCAGGCCCCGCUGCGCCCACCACCCUCAACGCUCAGCCCAGGGGGCCCGCACACACGUAAGAAACGGAGCUGGGUGCCAGUGCACACCCGCUUGUAACCCAGGCGCCCUCCACGAGAACCCGGGACGACAUCCCCCGUCACAUGCGCCGGCGCGACCUCACCCGUGGGCCGUGGAGCCCGCCACACACAGCACUUCCACACCGGCCUUCUCUUCGCUAAAACUCCUUCCCUUUGCCUUUGGAAAGAACUUUACCCUUGGCCACCACCCACCCCCUCCAAAAAACGAACACCCAGCAAAACCCAAAAAGACAAACACGUGCUCUCCAGCAGCCUGGAGAAACGCUGGAGCCCUGCCUUGUGGGGGACCUGGCGCUUGCGUUCUAGGUAACAGUUGUAACACCUAGACCUGGAUGGCGCAUUUAGACUCGCUGUCACCUACUGGAGCCUUCGAGUGGAAGACGGGCCACGCGAGCGUACAGAGCAGCCCCGGGGCGCUCUGCUGCGGUGGCCCCGGGGGGCGGCCUGCGGACAGUGCGUCCGUGUGCGGGGACGCGGUCACGCUGCGAAGCCCCGGGCUCAGCCGCCGCCCCGCGCGCGGGAAAGGGCCGGUCGGCACCUGCCCGCCUGCUGUACCCGCCCCGCGCGGUCACGCCCGCACACGUGAGCCCCGGGGGCCAGCCUGACGGGAAGCCCCCUGCGUGCGAAGCGGCCAGCGCCCACCCAGGGCUCCGCGUGUUUGCACCAACAAGCUGAAGAGGGGUGUGUUUCUUGGGGCACCGGGCGGACGGCAGGUGUAAGCAGUAUCCGGCUCUAGACUCUGCCUCCAGUGUCUCCUGGGGCCCCUGACAGCCGCGUGGCAAAAGCGAGCUCUGAGCCGCAGGCAGGGGUGGCUCCGUUUGGAAAUGAACUGGCCGCCAACCCGCUGUCACCCCUGGUGGCUGCAGCGAGAGCUCUCCCCAGAUGGGUGCAGGCAGGCGCAGAGGGGACCGACCCGCAGCCCCUCGGUGCCCAGGGGGGCAAGUCAAUGCGCAUUACCGACGUAGCUCGUGGAGGUGUUGCCCACGCUGGUAGUCAGGUGACCUCAGUCCCCCGCCCCACCACCACCACGUGCUCGAGUCGCUGGGAGUUACAGCGCUGGUCAGUCUCCAGUAUAUCUCGGCUGCGGCCUCCGCCUGCUUACCGUUCGCCUCUGCGCCCCUAGAUCAGGAUCCCCGGGAGCUUGUUCAAGACGCACCCUCCUGGCCGGCCCCAUCCGUCGAACCAGGGAUGUCUUCUACAUGUUUCCAGAGUUCCCCUGACAACCAUGGAGAGGAGGGAAGGCCUUUCCUCUUGCUCCUCGGGGCAGGGCAGUGAUGGAGGUGCGCUCUAGAGCAGUUUGGGGAGGCCGACCCCGAGAGUUUUCAAAUGGAGGCAUAGUCUGAGCAAAUUUACUUUACUCCUUCCCGAUGAGCACAUCCAAAUGGAAGUGAUCCCCGGUGUCGCUCCACGCAUCUGUCUUUUGUUGACAUAACAGGCAUUUCCAUGGUCUCCGAACCUCUGCCUUGCUCACCCUUGCAGCGGGGAAAGGUUAGUGUCCCGGCUAUCGGCUUGAGCUCUCGGUUGUUGUGUUUAAUCUGGGAUUACGUGGGGGGUUUGUGCGGGAGAGGCCGAUGAUACCUGGAGGGGGUGUCCAACUGUUUUUUAGUGAUGACAGUAAAUGAGUCAGAUGAUUCAGCCUUGGGCGAAGCAGUGUCUAUGCAGUGUUUAUGCCAUUUCUUCUUCCCCUACACUGGAGCCUGCUCCCUUUAGCUGAAAAAGGAGGAAAGAAAUGUCCUAUGAAAGAAAGGCAGGUGCCAUUUAUUUUCAUAACUCAAUGAAGCUCCUUGACGACCAUUUUCUUUGCCAGUUGGUACGCUUCCAGAAGGGGAGCAUGGUGGUUGUUGGGGCAGAUCUGGCCCCGCAGGGUCCUUGGAGAGGGACGGAGCCCUCCAGCUGGUGCAGAGCCUCGGACCGGGGUAAGGUGCCCCGGCCCCAGUGCUGGGCCACAGGAUGGGGACUUUAGAUCCAUUUUUAUUUGGAGAGCUCAGAGCACAAGGUGAAUGUGGAAGACUGAUCGGCUAAGAAAACAAGGUCGUGUCAGCAAAUCAUGCCAUUUCCAGUUUCCUGCCCUGAGGCUUUCAGAUGCUGCAGAAGCCGCACGGCUUCUCAUCUCCCUUCAGCCGGUAGUCAUUUAAAGUUAUCUGGCUGUCUCGCAGAUCCCCCCCUUCUUUUUUAAAUCUAUUAUCCUUACGUAAAAGACAGCAGCAGAAUGCAAGCGCCAGAAGAGUGAGGGAAUUCUUUAAAGACUUAAAGCCAAGUCCAUGGCUUUGUUCACUGUGACAUCUUUCGCAGAUGUGAACUCUGGUGGCCUGAUGGUGGUGCCCGGGCCCCUGCCCCCCGGGGUGAGCAUUCUGAGGGAGCCCUUUCCAUUCUGUUACUUCUCACUUCAGAAAUGAUGUUAGCCUUUGGUUUUCGUUCUUCAUUCAGCCGUUGUGUCGUAGUUUUGGUUGUGAGUUUCCCAAAGCAGUGCGCCAUCUGGCAGUGACCAAUAUUCACUCAUCUGAGGAAACCGGCCCGUUUCCCUGAAUCUCUCGCAGGAGGGCAGGCACCUCGGCCCGCGGAAGCCCCUGGAAGGAGAGGACUCGGCCCUUGUACACAAACCUAUUUGCCAAAUCCAGCCAUGGCUCCUCGUGGCCCAAAGCUCGAGUGCCGCUUUGAGGUGAACCACGGUGACACGCAGUAAAGAACAGGACAUAGCUAACUUUUUUUAAAAGUAUUUUUAAAUCUCUCCUUUGCCCGAGCGCACUGGGUGUGUCAAUUCUCUGGCCCACACUAGGCUGCGGCCAAAGUCUACGGUGUCUUCAGCCAAUCACUAAUUUUAACUACAUUAGUUGAAUACAGUGGAUACAUCUGUGGACUCGUUUCUAGAAAGAGCACACCCAGCACUGUCGGGAUAUGACGUGCCAACAAAGAUGUAUGUAACUAUUAACAUGGAAGUGUAUGAUGUACGACUGUGUAAUAUUUCUAAUAAAUAUAUUUUGUUUCUGUCGGA
This is a messenger RNA of Hyaena hyaena (striped hyena), 6351 nucleotides long. RefSeq names its product sperm antigen with calponin homology and coiled-coil domains 1 (gene SPECC1). Gene Ontology annotation, cellular component: microtubule organizing center; filamentous actin. Gene Ontology annotation, molecular function: protein binding. The record is from RefSeq and is a predicted model, not a curated record. Gene Ontology annotation, biological process: actin cytoskeleton organization. Lineage: Eukaryota; Metazoa; Chordata; Mammalia; Carnivora; Hyaenidae. The transcript is spliced from 15 exons. Bases 44 to 3223 code for a protein of 1059 amino acids.